Molecule: messenger RNA, 5380 nt
Organism: Cyprinus carpio (common carp)
Lineage: Eukaryota; Metazoa; Chordata; Actinopteri; Cypriniformes; Cyprinidae
Product: protein ENTREP3-like
Cellular component (GO): membrane
Source: RefSeq, a predicted model, not a curated record
GCAUUUCUUGUGUUUAAAAGCGUUUGGAUAAAAGCGUCUGCCAAAUGAUAAAAAUAAAGUAUGCAGCUGUGUAUUCUGCGCAUGCGCGCAAAGGUCGUCAACCGUUGUGACUGUCGGAGAAGGUUGCCAAGCAACCGCCCACCCAGUGCAGCAUCAGCACCUCGCUCUGGGUGAAUGCGGUGCCGCAUUGAACAAAUAUUACGGACACGUGCUACCAUAAUGCGCUGCAUGUUUUAUUUUUCUAAAACGGAGUCCUGCUGAAAUUGCCUCGGACAACGUUUACAUGGCGCAAAGACUAUAUCUGUGAACAACACACGUACGCAAAGACUCUUCAAGUCUGGCGCGAUUACGUAGUGAUGCUCAUGUCCGGGAUACGGACGGGACGGGAGUCCUCGUGACUGCGGGAGGAAAAGGGGGAAACUGAACAUAGGACAAAACUCUCUCAAAAGGAACACCGUGGCUUUAUAAUUAUUAUUCGAAACAAACGGAUGCAUCAUGGGAGCAACAUAGCGAGCUGUUCACAACAAAUUGACUCCGCGCGCCUGCUUUCAUUUCCUUUUGUGUCGACUCUUCCCUUUUCUCUCCUGACACCGCUGUGCUUCAUGAGACGUGUUUUCCGAGUUCAAGUGGGUCCUGCGAGGCUCUCUAGUGGAAACCCAGUGAAGAUACACUCCGAUGUGAGCAGGACUCGUGUUGUGUUAUCCUCCUCCGCGGAGUAGCUAGAAGGCCAAAGCUGCUCCGCUCGGCCUGCUGAAGGCUCUGGGUACCGCAAUGCCGCGGGGAUGGGGAGAGAGAGAGGGCAGGUGGGCGAUGGACCAAGCCAGAUCAAGGGAUAUCGGAGAAUGCAGAUGUACGACGCCAAGAAUAAAUGUUGACACAACAUAAGUUGAGUUUUAACAGCUGUGGAUGUUAUUUAGACCCUAACUGCAUAUUUAAAGGAGUAUCUCCUUCACAUAUUAAACAAAGUCACAUAUAGUCCCAUCAUUUAGGAAGUAUUUCAGUAGCCAUCAUGCCCUCACCGUCGGACUCCAGCAGCGUGGCCUCGAUGUCAGGCUCUCGAGCUUUGUCCGGUAGUCGCAGAGGGAUGUCUGGGCGGACCAGUGCGCGCGUCCUGCUGUACCUGGGCUUGUGUCACCUUGCGCUGGGGGCCAUGGUGCUGGCCUUCAGCUUCACAAGUCUAGCCUUCACCUCAUCACCCCGUGUCAGACAGUCCUGUCCUUUCUGGGCUGGCUUCUUUGUUGUGGCGUCCGGAGUAGUUGGGGUAAUAUCAUGGAGGAGGCCCUUCACUCUUGUCGUGUCACUGUUUAUGCUGCUGUCUGCAGUGUGUGUGAUUCUCAGUCUGGCUGGUUCCAUGCUCUCAUGUCAGAAUGCACAGAUGGUCAAAUCUUAUGUUACCUGUCAGAUGCAGAAUCGUCUGUGUCUUUGCUGUGACCCCAAGCAGACGUGCUCUCUAACAGAAGAUGAGGCACUAGUGCUGUACCUACAUACAGACUGUCACUCUGUGCGUCACCAGCUCAAGGAUCUGCUGUUCAGUGCCUGCGGUCUUAGUAUUCUCUCUACUAUUAUCUGCACUCUGUCCACGGUCACCUGCAGCAUUCAUAUCUUCUCUUUGGACCUACUGCAUCUACUGGCUCCUCAUCGCUCUCGCUCUGUAAACCCGGAAUGCACUACUCCUCAGGAUGCAUUUCUCAGUAACAUGAUGGACUUUGAGGAGUUUGUUCCACCCAUUCCACCACCACCUUACUACCCUCCUGAAUACACCUGCAGCUCUGAGACCGAUGCACAGAGUGUCACAUAUAAUGGAUCAAUGGAGAGUCCAGUGCCUCUGUACCCAACAGAUUGCCCUCCCCCUUAUGAGGCAGUGAUGGGUCAAAGGGCUCCCAGUCAGGCCACAGUGUAUGACACUCAAGCUGGUGAGCUGUCUGGAGAGAGAGGAACAUCCACAGCAUUCAGUGGUGAAGUGUCAAUGGACAGUGGCUCUCUGUUGAUGUCUGAGAUUGUGGAUAUUCCAGAUGACAGCUCCCCAUCCGAGGACUCCUGCCUCAUGGAAGUAGGUGUUGGUGUGAGGCCACGGCCACGGGGGGGCAGCGAGGGAGGGGAGGGGGGAGAGUACGCCAGCCUCCGUUCUUCCACACAACAUCCUGAGGGAAUGGUGGCUCCUUCCAGAAGACGUUGUUUCAGAGGCGAGAGAUCGAACUCCUGCUCCUCCCCGAGCACGUACAACACCUCAACCUACAGGUCUCCAGUGUUGAGGCGUCAAGCUCUGUUGGCAAGUAGCUGCUCUCAGUUGGAGUUUCUAGCAGGAUCUCAACAUUCCUCUAUCCCAGAAAUCCGAGUUCGGCCCUGCACACCUUCCCGACGGGACUCCUCAUCUGCAUUUAGUAACCCACCUACCACAGCCCCAACAGGUCCUGCUCAAGACCGGCCGGACCACGCAGUACCGGUGCUCCUUCCACGGCCAGGUUUCCGUGAGCAAAUUGGACGUGAUAGAAAAGACAGCGACAGCUUCUUACCUCUCAUGAGGUCACACAGUGAACCAGGACUCAGCUCUUCAACUGACACAGGUGAUUUCAGUCUCUCAGGAGGCAAUAAAGGAGUCAGCGAGGGGGGAUCGCAGACCUCAUCAGAAACAGGGGUAUCGUCUGGAGCUGGUUUGCUGCCUCGCUCCUCUCUGGCACUUCCUGCUUCCCUGCCCAGAAAAGGCAGCAUUAAGGCUAUAAGUAGCCGUUUGCCCUCAAAACAAGUCCCAGCCACCUCGCUGCGUUUACCCAAAGACUGUGCACGCUCACUUGGAGACCUCAAGGUCACCAAAGUUUUAGUGCAACGUUUCCUGCAGAGAUCCAAACGUAACUUAGCCCCUGCAACUGAGCAUACCGGAAACUGUACUCAGGGGCCUAAAAGGAGGACAGCAGUUGAUGGAGGUCUGUCAUUAGAACAGGUACUUCGUAACUCUCUGGGGGCCAACAGGGGGCAGCAGCAGCACGUCCACCACCACUGCCGUGGACAUCAUCACUCCCUUAGUGACAGUCGCCAUAAUGCCCGCCGCCAUGAUGACGACCCUGUAAGGGCCGGGGGAAUCCACUUGCGUAGCUGCGGAGACCUCAACUCGACAUCCGUCGCAUCACUGCGCAGAAUCCACCCAGCGCCACAUGGAUCAUCAGGAGCUCUUUACUCAGAAUCUGCCCUCUGAAAUGAGGCGAGGGAUUCUGGAAUUAUUCACAUCUGGACUCAGGAGAGGGGGCAGAGAAAAUCUGAGAAAAGAAUAACAGGUUUGAGAUGAGGAAUUUAUCUUGCUGAAGGGAUGAUGUGAAGCAGAUAAAUAUGCUGUUUGAAAAACAGUAUAUAUACCAUUGGGAAAGCUUUUAGCUUUUUUUAAGCCGAACACUACACCCGAUAUAACGGAGUUUAACCCAUCAGACCCUCUGCUCUCUGUGCCUGACAAACUCUGGUCCUUUUGUUUUGUAUUUCCAUGUAUUAUUUGCUCCAUCUAAUGCUUAUUUCUCACUCACUGUUUACAUGGAUAUGGAAAGAAUGCAGCACCUCUGACGCUGUUCCUUGUCUUCACAGCUCAUUACAAUGCACUCAUGCAACUACAAACAUACAACCAUAUGUUUGGCUGUAACUAUGUUGUGAACUUGGGGGAAUUGAAAGGAAUAAUUAAAGGAAUUAAUUAAAGGAUUUAAAUGGAUUUACGGGAAUACACAAAAAGAAAAAUAACAGUAAAAGAAGCAGGAUGAAAGUAUUUGUAAAGUAUCAAUUCAAUUUGACUUAUUUCCAAAUAGUAUGUUAAUUAAAAAUAGGUACACAUUCAUUUUUUUGUGUAUGCCUAAUACGUCUUCACAUUCAAUUAUGCAUUACUUGAAUCACACAAAUGAUUCAGCCUACAUUUUCAAUUCCAAACAGUGAAAUUUAACAAAUAAAUUUGAGUAGUUUGCAUAUCAGACAUUUAGCAUUUCUGUAUUAAAACAGUUGUCAGGUAGUAAAUGGUUAACUACUUACAUCUUACCUCGUAUUCUUUCACUGUCAAACACUGAAGCAUCAUGCUAGAAUUUAUGUUCGGUAUCUGUGAACAGUAAAGCCUGCCUUCUUGGUUUUGAAAGGUCAUCUCAAUCAUUUUGACAAUGAUGAGAGCUGUUACACUGUUGAGGCAGACCAGCCUGAAAUGUAAUGUUUUAAAAUGUUUUGUCAUCCUAACAACAAACAGAGCAACAUAAAGAAUAUCAAAUAUUUGGAGGGACAAUUUGGCCAAUAUUCUAAAUAUUGGAAUGUGGGUGUCUAUAAAGGUUACGGCCCUGCAAACAUACACAUGCAAUAAAAUGCAUGACCACACACACUCAAAUGUGGUGUUAACUCUUUUGUAGCAAGCCACUGAACGCUUUUCACUAAACACUAUUCACUAACUGACCAUCUCACAAAGUCUAGCUAAUUAAUUAAAACAUCUGAGCAGCUGCAACAGCUGAGGUUGAUGCAGCAAUGCAUUCAUUGUCUUUUUUUGGUAGAAGUGCAUGUUUUUUUCUAAAAACAACUAAGAUUAUUCAAAUGGAGCUUUGAUCUUUUGCAUCUGUCUGUCUCUCAUGGCAGACUUUAGCUUCCCAGCCUGCGUAAAACUUUCCUAGAAUGCCUCUGCAUGUAUCGAGCAGGCUUGUUUUCUCUUUUUGAUUGAAUACCAAAUGCACCAACACACACAGAUACACAAAUAUGCUUGUGACAAAACUAGAUACCACUAAUGCAAAGAAAUGUUUGAGGGGACUUUGGAUUUUAUAAUACCGAAGAUUCUCUGGCAAUAAGCAUACUGUAGAUAUUGAACUGGAAGUGAGACAAUGAACCAAUCCAAACUGAUAUGUUCAAGGGUUUUAACAAUGUUCCGGACAGUCUGGGAAUAAUACUUUGGAAAGACAGCCAUGGACUUCUGGUGUAUCUGCUUUGUUGUAUUCAGAAAUGGAUGUACAUCUGAAGGAAUAAUUGCAGUUGUCAAUUGUCUAGAAGUGCUUUGGAAUACAAGCUAAUGGCUUUGAAUCAGUAGCAAUGUUGCUAAAUAAUGCAUUAAUACAAUUGCUCUAUAUGUAAAUAAGUUUGAUGCACGGACCCUCACGCUCACACACUUUCUGCAACUUUGAAGCACUGAAACCAAGUCUGAAAAAGAGCUUGAUAUUCUACCUCUUGUAUUGCAUAAACUGACAUGUUAUGGCCCAGUGAAAUAUUUUAAUUAAUUUAAGGAUUUUAUGGACUAUUUAUGAAACAACUUCUACACUGACUGAUGAAAACACUGUUAUUCUGGGAAUAUGAUGCCUAAAAAGAACAUUUAAAACAGCUCUACUUCAUGAACUUUUAAUGCAAGUUAUGUAAAAUCACAACAAUAAACGUAUACACAUCAAAUUUA